This is a messenger RNA of Gongylonema pulchrum, 933 nucleotides long. Lineage: Eukaryota; Metazoa; Nematoda; Chromadorea; Rhabditida; Gongylonematidae. The record is from the annotation of a GenBank genome assembly.
AUGGCUACGUUCCGCGUGCUCAUCGCGGUUCUAAUUGCUGUGCCAUCCUUAUCAGUGGCCCAAAACUCGACAACACCGUCUUCAAGCGUCAAACAGGAAAGAUCCAAAGAAGCAAAUGCGGCGUUGAAAUCUGAACAGCAGUACCAAAUGUUGGAGAAUGGUCGGCUGCAGAAUAGAGAUGGGCAGCGAGAAUACGAGACAACGCCGUCUUCAAGCGUCAAGCAGGAGAGAUCCAAAGAGGCAAAUGCGGUGCUGAAAUCUGAACAGCAGAACCAAAUGUUGAAGGAUGGUCGGCUGCAGAAUAGAGAUGGGCAGCGAGAAUACGAGGACCGACUUCGGGAAAAUUCGUCUCCUUCACUGCACUCUUCGAAUGCCUCCACUUCUACUGCUAAUACACCUCAGUCGAAAAGUAUUAUCCCAAUUACAGCUCGUUCUCGCGCACCAAUCCCAUCCUUCAAUUGUUACCGUUGCCCCGUCUUUAAGUAUCGCCCCAUGUUUCCACCAGCAAAGGCCGUUUUUCCCCGCAUAACUUCUCCACAAAUUCGCCCGCUUCGCUACAGAACUCCACCGGCUGGUUUCCCAGCCGCAUCACGCACCCGACCUCCUCCUCCUCCUUACGGAUUUUCAUACGUACCUUAUAAUCUGUUUGAACAACCUCCUCCCUACAGUCACAGACCAGAAUUUUAUAAUUCGCUCCCUCCAUACGAGCAAACAUCCGUAUUUCGUAAUCCAAACCGUCAACCACAUCCUCGCGUAGGAGUCUUCAUUGUUCGUAAUCCGCUCACUCAUAAUCCGGAAUUUAUUGUCCGGCAGAGUCACUGGGCAUAUCAAGGACCACCCCGUUACGGAAAUCCUCCAGCCAGUGUUGCUAGCGCGUCGAGCGUAUCCAAUCAGAACAAUUCCGGAACAACUUUGUCAAACACGAUUGGAUAA